CUAUGGCAACAUUAAAUUGAUAACAGAGCGAGCGUUGCCACUGCCAGGUCAGGAUAGUUUGCCAGAUGCUUGCCAGAUCAUCCAGAUGUUUGCCAGUUUGGUAAUUGGUUCUGGGCGACACUGCUAACAGAAGUCAGUUGUCAUUUACGUCCGUAUCACGUCAUUCCAUUCUUAAACCGAGUCACUACUUCAAGUACUUCACUAGUGUCAACUUCAGUUCGAGUGAGACAAGAUAAACGAGCUCCAAAAUACCGGAAACCAAAACCAAUGUCCGGUAAUCAAUUAGAAUCCGGAGCUCAAGUAGCAUCGCAACAAUGGCUAUUUACGGUAGCUGUGCCAACUAUCGAGCCCAAAGAAAAAGUAUUUAUUACGGGAAGUAUUCCAGAACUUGGCGAGUGGGAUCCCAGCAAGAUAGUUAUUCUUGAUCAUAAAGAAAACACAGAUUUAUGGUCUAAAACUGUAACUAUACCUAACACUUGUGAUGUGCUGUAUCGCUACGGUAAAUGUAUUGUUGGUAAUGAUGCAGAUGCAAAUAGUGUCAUAAUUAGGCAAUGGGAAAUUCAUAUACAACCUCGAGUUAUCAAAGAAACUGUCCUGCAUCCUUUUGUGGAUACAUAUGGUGAAUCUGAAGGUAAACAAAAUGUGUCUGCUGGUUGGCUCACAACUCAGACAUUACUGCAGUUUAAGUUCAUGAAUAAUCCUUUAAAGUUGAAGGGCCGCUUGGCUGAAAAGAUUUUGAAUAUUAAAGUGACUCCAGUGAAGUUAUCAUUUGAGACAACAGUUUUAGAAGAGACAUCCCUUAGUACAGAUGGAACUGAUCUUGAUUUGCCUACCGGAGUGCUAGUAGAUGUCUCUACACUGGAUAAUGAUCCAUCUGUUUGUGUCCUGAAGACACAAGAACAGUUUGGAAGACAAUUUAAACCCAGUGAUGUGCUGAUUAUUAAUAUCACAGCUCCAGAUGUGAAAGCUCUUGCAUAUCUAGUUGAUUUUUAUGCAUACAGCAGUCGUGCUGGGUCUGAGGAUCCUCCAUGCCAUGUGGGCUACACAUAUAUACUGCCGAACAUGUUCAAACCAUCAGAGGGCUCCUUACAGCUGCCUGUUACAUGCAAUGUGAAACAUCGCCCUUUAGGGGUAGCAUACAUUGAUUAUUUGAUUGUGAAGCCUAUGCCACAACCAUUGUGUAAUUUACAAGUAACACAUGCAAAAUAUUGGAAUCCAUCUUGGACUGGUCUAGAAGUUGGACAUCGAGGUUUAGGUGCUAGUUUUAAAACAAAAGAAGGAAAUCCUAUUCGUGAAAAUACUAUAGCAUCCCUAAAAAAAGCAGCUGCAAGUGGUGCAGACUUGCUAGAGUUUGAUGUUCAGCUAAGCAAAGAUAUGAUACCAGUUAUUUAUCAUGAUUAUUAUGUAUGUAUAUCGAUGAAAAGAAAGAGGGAAGUUGAGUUUACAGAAAUGUUAGAGUUACCUGUGAAGGAUUUGACAUUGGAACACCUACAAAAACUGAAGGUGUACCAUUUGAUUGAAGGUCGUAAUCAGGAAAUGUUGUUUAAUGAUGAGGAACUAGAGGAACAUCAACCUUUCCCUACACUUGAGAAUGCUUUGGGCACUAUUGAUGGACAUGUUGGAUUCAAUGUUGAAUUAAAGUGGACUAUGGAAAUGCAAGAUGGGACAUUUGAACUUAAUCACCCCUUCGAUAUGAACACUUAUGUUGAUAAGGUCUUGGAAGUUAUUCUGCAGCAUGCGGGAGAUCGUCGCAUUGUAUUUUCUUGUUUUAACCCCGACAUCUGCACUAUGCUAAGAUAUAAACAAAAUAGAUAUCCAGUCAUGUUUCUGACUGUCGGAAUAACAAAGAAAUACGAGCCAUACCGCGAUUCUAGAUGUUCUUCUAUACCUGCUGCUGUGAAAAACGCGAUUAGUACCGACAUAUUGGGGAUUGUGGUACACACUGAAGAUUUACUCAGGGAUCCUUCUCAGGUAAAGAUGGCCAAGGACGCUGGUCUGGUUAUAUUCUGUUGGGGCGAUGAUAACAAUGACAAGAAUACCAUCAAGAUGCUAAAAGACAUGGGGCUGCAUGCCGUCAUCUACGAUAAACUCGACCAAUACAUCACUAAAGAAGUGAAGGAGAGCAUUUUCCUGAUGGAGGCGCGAGAGUCGCAGCAUGAUAUCAUGGACAGGGCUGCGCGUGAAGAAUCGACUUCUCACGUCUCCGAUACUCAGGAACCCGUCGCCGUCGAAUCAGGGAGUCGGCCUUUCCUUGACCUAUCCCGCCGCAAAACUAUACAAGACAUCUCUACUGUCACGUCAUUGGAGUCCCUAGCUUCGUCUAUUGACCUUAGGGAUGAACCUCUUGAGAAAGACGAUAAAAAACUAAAACGUAAUCUAGACAAGGAUGCACAAAAGGAAGCUAACUUAUUCAAUAUUUACUGCCCUAACUAUAGCAGUUCUAAGAAUAAGAAAAGGAAUCGUCAAAAUUAAAAUGAUCUGUCAUUUAAGCAGAUUUUUUUAAUAAAAAAUAGAUGGCGAAUCGAUCACAAUCGUUUCAGAUAUUCCUUUGAAAUAUCUCGUGCCAAAUUCAGGGUUAUAGAGUUUAACAUUAUUUUAAUCAGUAGGUACCUGGUAAAAUUUCAAUUUGCAGGUUAAAUAAUUUUAUUUAGGUUAGUCAAAUUGUUUUCGAACUGUAAGUUUGAAUAAAAAAAGCAAAA
Messenger RNA from Trichoplusia ni (cabbage looper), 2699 nucleotides. Its product is annotated as glycerophosphocholine phosphodiesterase GPCPD1-like. The record is from RefSeq and is a predicted model, not a curated record. NCBI's taxonomy places the organism in Eukaryota, Metazoa, Arthropoda, Insecta, Lepidoptera, Noctuidae. Gene Ontology annotation, biological process: glycerophospholipid catabolic process. The transcript has 8 exons. Bases 268 to 2472 code for a protein of 734 amino acids. Gene Ontology annotation, molecular function: starch binding; glycerophosphocholine phosphodiesterase activity.